GAUAAUAGAAAAACCCGGAAAAAGAUAAACUGCAAAAUAAAUCAAUAAAUAAAUAAAUUUAUAUAAAAAAUAAAAGUAAAAAAAAAAAACUAAGUCGCCGAUCACCGUCCUUCCCCUGCCUGCCUCGGCUCUCGCAAAAGCGGUCUCUUUCUCAGAUUACAGCAGAGAGAGAGAGAGAGAGAGAGAGAGAGAUUCAGCGGAGCAGAGAAGAAGCUAUUUCACCGGUGUUGGCUUACUUUUUGCAGGCUUCAUGAACUGUACAACAUCCUGGCAUAAGGGAUUUAGUUGCAUACUUUAGCUGGUUGGGCAGCUUAUACAAGAAUGGCCGAUGGAUUCUCAAGUUUUUGGGGUCCUGUCACUUCCACAACUGAUUCGUGUGAGAAGAAUUAUGCCUACUCUACUUAUAUUGCAGAAUUUUGCAACACUAUAUCCAACAUACCAGGCAUUCUUUUGGCACUCAUUGGCCUUAUAAAUGCACUAAGACAGCGGUUUGAGAAGAGAUUUAGCGUUCUUCACAUAUCUAAUAUGAUACUUGCUAUUGGAAGCAUGUUAUUCCAUGCCACGUUGCAACAAAUGCUACAACAAGGUGAUGAAACUCCAAUGGUUUGGGAAAUGCUUCUUUACAUCUACAUCCUCUACUCACCAGACUGGCACUAUCGUAGUACAAUGCCCACUUUUCUCUUCCUGUAUGGCGCAGCUUUUGCCAUUGUCCACUCGCAGGUCCGUUUUGGCAUUGGUUUCAAGUUGCACUAUGUGAUCCUUUGCCUCCUCUGUAUCCCCAGAAUGUACAAGUACUAUAUCCACACACAAGAUGUCUCUGCCAAGCAACUUGCAAAGCUUUACAUAGCUACACUUUUCUUUGGUACAUUGUGCUGGCUCUGUGAUCGUGUUUUCUGCAAGGAAAUAUCCCAGUGGCCCAUUAAUCCACAAGGUCAUUCCUUGUGGCAUCUCCUCAUGGGCUUUAAUUCUUAUUUUGCCAACACUUUCUUGAUGUUUUGUCGUGCUCAGCAAUGGGGAUGGGCUCCAAAGGUAGUCCAUUUUAUGGGGUUUUUACCUUAUGUGAAGAUUGAGAAACCAAAAACCCAGUGAAGAAGAUACAGAGGAAGUGCUAGAUGAAUGGUUUUUUCUUUGUUCUUGGAGAUAUGCGAGAGGAGAGAAAGUCUUUUAACACAUUUUUUAUAUUCAUGGUUUAGCUGGAGAUGAAAUGACGAUUGAUCGAAGAUCUCAAAAUUUUCCUUGUACAAAUAGAGGAUGGUUGCUUUGUACCAUAUUUAUUUGCUUUUGUUUUGACUAUUGGGUGGUUUGUUUCUUAGCAGGUUUUGUUUGUUUAAUUGUUUUAAGCUUUGGUCCCCAUUUGGGGGUUUCUGAUUAAUUUCCUUUUUGAGUAUUAAAAAUGCUCUGAUUCCAGGUGACA
Messenger RNA from Malania oleifera, 1414 nucleotides. Its product is annotated as alkaline ceramidase-like. Gene Ontology annotation, biological process: autophagy; ceramide metabolic process; defense response to other organism. The transcript is spliced from 3 exons. The record is from RefSeq and is a predicted model, not a curated record. Gene Ontology annotation, molecular function: hydrolase activity, acting on carbon-nitrogen (but not peptide) bonds, in linear amides. Gene Ontology annotation, cellular component: membrane. Bases 322 to 1089 code for a protein of 255 amino acids. Lineage: Eukaryota; Viridiplantae; Streptophyta; Magnoliopsida; Santalales; Ximeniaceae.